GUGGCAAGGCGGCGGGAGGGGCGGCCGGCGCUGCCAGCGGAGGCGGCACCAGGGUGACGCUGCGCCUGCACCCGGUGAAGGCGCGCGGCGACGACAAGCGCCGCGGGGGCGGCGCCGCAGCAUCUCAGGAGGCGUCAGAGGCCGCCGCCCAGUCGUCCGGAGCAAACAGGCCAGGGGCAACAGAAGAAGCGGCAGAGCCGGAGAGUGGCAGCUCGUGUCCGAGCUCUGCAGAUGUUGAGGGUGGCAGUCGGGAGGAAGGUGUUACAGGUGCCGGCAAUGUCAGUGUCGCAGGAGAGACGGGCAGUGCCACUCUGGAUGAUGCUGUCUCUUCUUCUGUUGCACUCAAGAGAACUCAUGAUCCUGACACAGCCCCUGGCGAUAUUGAAGAGGAAGACAAUCGAAGAAAGAAGAGGAAAGAUGGUGAUGGCAAAGUGCGCACAACAAGUGCUACUUUGGCAAGCAAAGGUAUUAAGGCAGGAACUACCACAGUGGGUGGUACUAGCCAAAUGGGCUGCACACCAAUGGCAGGAACCGGGGCAUCGAUAACUCCAGAGGAAGAGUCUGAACGCUCUCCCAAGGUACCACCACUGAAGAUUGUAAUUCCUGCAGCCAGCACUGCAGAUCAGGACCCAGGGGGUGCGCGUGGUAAAGUGGGUGUGCCACGGCAGGCACUGCCAUACGUUGUGGCAUCACAAGAUGGUGCCGGCAGUAGUGGCAGCAGUGCUAAUGCUGAGGAUGCUAUCAGUUCAGAGCAGUCACAGGUGCCGUCCUCUGGUGAGCAGGCCUGUACAUCGACUGGCACCUCUGAGGAAGGAGUACGACCACAGCGUGUGUUGCGUUCUUCCAAUCGUUCUACCUCAAAUGCAUCGUCGCCUGCUCCCAGUGGAUCCUCGCCGCACCAGCCGCAACGUCAGUCUCCUCCUCCUAUAACUACUUCAGACACACUCGAAUCUUCAUCCGGAUCUGUGUCUGCAGGAAUGACACUGACUUCAACAUCAACAACUGUGUCACAACCGGAAAGCAGUGGUGCUCCCAUUUCAAAUUCCAUUCUGACAUCUGGUGGGGCAGUGUCAGAGCAGACAGAUCGUGGCAGUAGUCCACUGUUAAAUUCACAACAGCAACAACAACAACAGCCACAGCAACAAGAGCAGUCACAGAAGGAGGCACAGCAACAGCCAUCAUUACAGUCACCUCAACAGCUGCCGUCCCAGCAGCAGCAGACAUCUCCAGAACAGCUGCAACAGUCACAGCAGCAGCAGCAACAGCAGCAGCCACCCCAGCUGCAACACAUACAGCAAUCUCAGCAACAGCAGCAGCAACAACAGCAACAACCGCAGCCACAGCAGCAGCAACAACAGCAGCAGCCACAACAACAAUCAUUGACACCACAGCAACAGCAGCAACAACAACAGCAACAGCAGCAACAGGCACAGCCAUCAACAACACAGCAGCAACCACAACAACAGCAACAACAAAUUCAUACACAACAGACAACAACUCAUCAGGAAGCUGGCUCAAAUAUGCCAUCUUCAGUGACACAGUCAGCACCAUCUUCCAGUUCAGUAGAACUGCAUCCACGAAAACGCAAGAUGAAGCAGAAUCGUGAUGCUUCCAUGGCUAGCAGCAGUUCUGGAGCUGGUGUUACACCAGUAGCAGUGAGCAGCUCCAGUGGGGUGACAGUAGGACAGGGCUCCAACGUGCAGGUGACAAUUGCCGCACAGGCGUCCUCUGCCGGUUCAGAUGCUUCGGACUCUGGUGGUACUGCUCCUGACGUUCAUCCACAUGACCAACCUAUCACCAACUGUUACCAGUUAUUCCUCAAUAUCCGAAAACAGAUUGAGAGGAGAAGAAAAGGUCUCUUUCCGGUGCAGCCAAAACCACCUCAGGGUUUCAAGGACUAUCUUAUGAAUCGUUGUACUUAUCUAUUGGCUGGUAAUGCGUCAUCUCGAAUGUCAGUUCCAAUGGCAAAUCCACCCCAGAGUCUCAACCCUGCUAUGAAGGAUCUUUUUGUUGAACAAGAAAAGGAAAGGCACCGCUUGCGUAUGCAGCAUGUUAUAGAAAAGGAGAAGCUAGUACUUUCAGUUGAGCAAGAAAUUCUGCGUGUACAUGGACGGGCUGCACGUGCCUUAGCAAAUCAAUCCUUGCCAUUCUCUGUCUGCACUAUUCUCAAGGAUGAAGAAGUCUACAAUGUCAUCACACCUGAACAGGAGGAGAAGGAUCGCAAUGCACGCUCACGCUACAAUGGACGUCUUUUCCUCAGUUGGUUGCAAGAUGUUGAUGAUAAAUGGGAGAAAAUAAAGGAGGCAAUGUUACAGCGGCACCGAAUUGAGGCAGGAGCACUACAUGCAGUUCAGUGUAUGGACUGGGAAUGGAAAAUGAAAGAGCUGAGUUUGUGUGAAUAUAAGGCCCGGCCCAGUAUUGAUGAAAGCCAUGUGCCAAUGGUGUUGGUUAAUGAUGAUUUUGAUCUCUUGCCAGCCUGAGUACGUAUUCCAUUUAAGUUGCAAGCUUGCAUCUCAAAUAGGCUAUAUUACAGAAAUGUAAAAAGGAAGAUGUGGCAACAAAACUGUGAAAGAUCUCCCAGCAUCACAUGUAAGCUACAUACUAUCAGUGUGACACUUCAUUACUUCUUUUCAUUGGUAGUUGCUGUUCUCUUAGCGAGUGUACUUGGGAAUGCUGUUUGUUGGUGCAAAAUUAAUUUUUCUGUGCAUCUUUGUAUUUGUACAUAUGAGAAAUGUAAAAUAAAGAUACUAUUUUUAAAAUGUCUGUUAAUAAAUAGCAUUGUAAUGAAA
Messenger RNA from Schistocerca americana (American grasshopper), 2789 nucleotides. Its product is annotated as ankyrin repeat domain-containing protein 12-like. The coding region runs from base 507 to 2480 and encodes 657 amino acids. Gene Ontology annotation, cellular component: nucleoplasm. The transcript has 7 exons. Lineage: Eukaryota; Metazoa; Arthropoda; Insecta; Orthoptera; Acrididae. The record is from RefSeq and is a predicted model, not a curated record.